AUGGCGGAUAAAGUCACAGAUCUAGCAAGCGUGCACGCGACAGAAGUUGUGCCUCGAGUCCCUCAGAACGGAGACCUCGCAGGCGGUGACAUGCCACCACCAACUGGAUCUAGAUCCAAGGAGCAAUCGCUCACUGUCCAGCAAGAAACAUCUGAUUCCAACGCCUCGGAUCCACCAACCGAAGAAGAGCUGAAGGACUUGCGCAAGGUCCCCGAGAAGCUGCCUUGGUCUGCCUUCUUGGUCGCUGUCGUAGAGUUAUGUGAGCGAUUCGCAUACUACGGCCUCGGCGGCCCCUUUCAAAAUUACAUACAGAAUCCUUAUAAAGGACCCAGUGGGGUCCCUGGCGCGAUAGGCAUUGGACAAGCUCGCGCCACCAGUCUGAGCAGCUUCUUUCAGUUCUGGUGCUACGUUACUCCCGUAAUCGGGGCUGUCGUCGCUGAUCAAUAUCUCGGAAAAUACAACACCAUUAUAAUUUUCUCCCUGACAUACAUUCUGGGGCUUAUCAUCCUGCUCUUGACGUCUCUUCCCAUCGCGAUUGAAAAUGGCGCUGCAUUGGGUGGCUUGGUGGCAGCGAUGAUUAUCAUAGGUCUAGGAACAGGGGGUAUCAAAGCCAACAUAUCUCCCUUGAUCGGUGAGCAGAUCAAGGCGCACAAACCAUGGGUUAAAACGCUGAAAUCUGGCGAACGGGUCAUUGUUGAUCCCUCUUUGACGGUCCAACGUGUUUACAUGAUAUUCUAUUUCUGUAUCAACGUCGGUUCUUUAUCCGCCAUUGCUACCACCGAACUUGAACUCAACGUAGAUUUCUGGGCAGCCUAUUUGUUGCCCCUUUGCAUGUUCAUUUUUGGAUUUGGCGUCCUGAUCAUGGGCAAAAAGAACUAUGUCAUAAGGCCUCCUAAGGGGUCUGUUAUUACUCACGCCUUCAAAGCACUGUGGAUCGGAUUGAUGAACAAGGGCAACAUGGAAGCUGCGAAGCGCUCUUACCAGGAUGAAUACGGGGGGAAGUAUAAUAUUGAGUGGGAUGACCAGUUCGUCGCAGAAAUGAAACGGGCGAUUGUUGCUUGUAAAGUGUUUCUCUACUACCCCAUCUACUGGGUUUGCUACCAACAAAUGAUCAACAACUUCGUCUCCCAAGCCGGCACCAUGGAGCUCCACGGCGUCCCAAACGAUAUCAUGCAAAACAUCGAUCCCCUGACCAUCAUAAUCUUCAUCCCCAUUUGCGACCGGCUAAUCUAUCCCCUCCUCAGAAGAUUUCGAAUCGCCUUCAAACCCGUCUCCCGCAUAACAACGGGCUUCAUCUUCGCAUCUCUCGCAAUGGCCUAUGCAGCCUUCGUCCAGCGCCUCAUCUAUUACUCACCCCCUUGCUACAACGCACCCAGGUCGUGCCCCGCCAGUGAGAACGGCUCCUUACCCAACCGCGUCCACGUCGCCGUGCAAACUCCCGCAUACCUCUUCAUCGGCCUUUCAGAGAUCUUUGCAAGCGUCACGGGGCUCGAAUAUGCCUACACCAAAGCACCGCCCUCCAUGAAGUCGUUCGUCAUGGCUAUGUACAUGCUUACAAUUGCGUUUGGCGCUGCCUUGGCCAUGGCGCUGUCGCCGACGGCUAAGGACCCAAAACUCAUCUGGACGUACACCGGUCUCGCGGUCGCAAGCUUCAUCGCCGGCAUCGGAUUCUGGCUUCUCUUUAAUCGCUAUAAUGCGACGGAGGAGGAGAUGAAUACGCUAGAUGCUGAGCGGACUGUUGAUGAAGCGCCCGUUUCGGCUGCGGCGGUUCAUAUGCGUCCGUCAACGGUGGAUCCGGAAGCGCAGAGGAAUUAA
Messenger RNA from Paracoccidioides brasiliensis Pb18, 1815 nucleotides. RefSeq lists its product as uncharacterized. Gene Ontology annotation, biological process: oligopeptide transport; transmembrane transport. The record is from RefSeq and is a predicted model, not a curated record. Gene Ontology annotation, cellular component: fungal-type vacuole; plasma membrane. The transcript has 9 exons. Gene Ontology annotation, molecular function: tripeptide transmembrane transporter activity; dipeptide transmembrane transporter activity. The coding region runs from base 1 to 1815 and encodes 604 amino acids.